Molecule: messenger RNA, 1164 nt
Organism: Lepus europaeus (European hare)
Lineage: Eukaryota; Metazoa; Chordata; Mammalia; Lagomorpha; Leporidae
Gene: CCNQ
Product: cyclin Q
Exons: 5
Coding region: 1-753 (250 amino acids)
Biological process (GO): regulation of transcription by RNA polymerase II
Cellular component (GO): nucleus
Molecular function (GO): cyclin-dependent protein serine/threonine kinase regulator activity
Source: RefSeq, a predicted model, not a curated record
AUGGAGGCCGUUGGCCGAGAGAGCUACGGAGGAGGGGCUGGGGCGCUGGGGGCCGAGGGGCGGCCGGUGUCCGAGGCGAGGGUACACUUCCGAGUGACGAGAUUCAUCAUGGAGGCAGGUGUCAAACUAGGGAUGCGGUCCAUUCCCGUUGCCACUGCUUGUACCAUCUACCAUAAGUUCUUUGGCGAGAUCGACCUGGGUGCCUAUGACCCUUACCUGGUUGCCAUGACAUCCAUUUAUUUGGCUGGCAAAGUGGAGGAGCAACACCUGCGUACCCGUGACAUCAUCAACGUGUCCAACAGGUACUUUAACCCGAGCAGUGAGCCCUUGGAGCUGGACUCCCGCUUCUGGGAGCUCCGAGACAGCAUCGUGCAGUGCGAGCUUCUCAUGCUGAGGAUCCUGCGCUUCCAGGUCUCCUUCCAGCACCCGCACAAGUACCUGCUCCACUACCUGGUCUCCCUCAAGAACUGGCUGAACCGCUACAGCUGGCAGCGGACUCCCGUCUCCGUCACGGCCUGGGCCCUGCUGCGGGACAGCUACCACGGAGGGCUGUGCCUCCGCUUCCCGGCGCAGCACCUGGCUGUGGCCGUGCUCUACCUGGCCCUGCACAUCUAUGGUGUGGAGGUGCCCGCCGAGGCGGAGGCCGAGAAGCCGUGGUGGCAGGUGUUUAGUGACGACCUUACCAAGCCAAUCAUUGAUAACAUUGUGUCUGAUCUCAUUCAGAUUUAUGCCAUGGACACAGAGAUCCCCUAAGGCCCUGGCCCAGGCCUGCCCAAAGAGAAGCCCAGGCUGGCUGGCUGGCUGGCUGGGGACGGUGCCACCACGUCGCGGUGACGGCCAGGCCCCAGGGGACCAGCUGGGAUGACUGGCUGUGCCGCUGCAGAGGGGCUGGGGAAGGUGAUGACAUGCUGCCUGCCACUUUGUCCCCAGCAGCCGCGGCCCAGGUGAUGACGUGAGCCCUUCCUCCGGCGGGCAGGCCGGGAGCCACAGUGUGCGGCGGGCCCGAGUGGCCGCACCUGCUUUUGUCCUCAGCGAGGACUCCAGCUGCCGUUGAGGCACGACAUGCCUGACAGGAACUGAAAGAACAGACAGGACUGCUCUCCCGGGGUUUUGUAGAGAAAGCGGAGAUCGCAUUUUAUUUUGUGUAAUAAAAGGUGAUGCAAA